This is a messenger RNA of Theobroma cacao (cacao), 1527 nucleotides long. RefSeq names its product GDSL-like Lipase/Acylhydrolase superfamily protein. The record is from RefSeq and is a predicted model, not a curated record. Gene Ontology annotation, molecular function: hydrolase activity, acting on ester bonds. Lineage: Eukaryota; Viridiplantae; Streptophyta; Magnoliopsida; Malvales; Malvaceae.
AUCUCACUCACUGUCCACACUGUUCAAGUCGGUAGCUUUUUAACUCUUUAAGGCUUAUAUUAGUGUAGGCAGUGCAAGAUUUGCUUAAACUCUUGAAAGAGUUUAGCUUCUGCUAAGAAAGAUGAUGGAGGAGUCCUGGAAACUGUUUUACACUUUUGGGAUCUUGGUUUUUGGAUUGGCAGCACAAUGGGCGGCAGUGAAAAGUGAUGGUGGUUCACUGUCAUGUGGGUUUCCAGCAAUAUACAACUUUGGGGACUCAAAUUCAGAUACUGGGGGAAUAUCUGCAGCAUUUACAGAAAUCCCUCCACCGAAUGGAGAAACCUUCUUUGGACAUCCUGCAGGCAGAGCCUGUGAUGGUCGCCUCAUCAUAGAUUUUAUAGCUGAGAAUCUGCAGUUACCAUACCUUAGUGCAUACCUGGACUCAGUUGGGACAAAUUUCAGGCAUGGUGCUAAUUUUGCAACUGGAGGUUCAUCCAUUAGACCACCUGGUUAUAGUCCAUUCAAUCUCGGGGUUCAGAUUUCACAGUUCAUUCAAUUUAAAGCUCGCACCACUGCUCUCUACAAUCAACUUAGCCUCAGUAGAAGAAUUCCCGUAACGAUUAGCAAUCUACCAAGGCCUGCAGAAUUCUCACAGGCUCUGUACACAUUUGAUAUUGGACAAAAUGAUCUUGCCCAUGGUUUCCAAGUCACAACAGAAAACCAAGUUAGAGCAUCUAUUCCCAAUAUCAUAGGCCAGUUGUCCCAAGCUAUUCAUCUACUAUACAAGGAAGGGGCAAGGUUCUUUUGGGUACAUAAUACAGGUCCCCUUGGUUGCUUGCCUUAUAAUGUUCUACAUGACAAGUCAAAGCCGGGUAUUCUAGAUAAGAAUGGAUGUGUGAAGCCUCUAAAUGAGGUGGCUAUGGAGUUUAACAGGCAGCUUAAGGACAAGAUAUCCCGGUUAAGGACACAACUCCCCUUUGCCAAAUUCACAUAUGUUGAUGUCUAUUCAGCCAAAUAUGGACUCAUUAGCAGCGCGAAGACUCUAGGUUAUGUUGAUCCAGUUAAUUUUUGCUGUGGAAGUUUUUAUGGAAACCACAUUAAUUGUGGAAAAAAAGCCAUAGUGAAUGGAACAGUGUAUGGCGACCCUUGCAAUCAUCCAUCAAGGCACAUUAGCUGGGAUGGUAUACAUUACUCCCAGGCAGCUAACAUGUGGGUGGCAGACCGCAUUCUGAAUGGCUCCCUCUCUGACCCACCAGUCCCAAUUCAAGAUGCUUGUCAUCAUCAAAGAAACAUGUGAUGAUGAGAAAAAAGAAUAGCAAUCAUGGUAUGUUUGCUCAGAAAUUUGACAGAGAUAUUGUAGUGUUUACCUUCUUUUGGCACUAUAAAUUAUAUAUCUUAAGACAACAGUCUUAUCAAUUGAUCAGAAAACGUUAGGGACAAGAUAUCCCAAUUCCCAAAAGCAUUUCUAUAUAAAUUUAUACUGCACUUAGUAUCAUUCUCCUGAUGCCAGUAACACAUUAGCAAUCAAUAUUGUAUCUUUUAGCAUCA